Messenger RNA from Asparagus officinalis (garden asparagus), 1224 nucleotides. RefSeq lists its product as uncharacterized. Gene Ontology annotation, molecular function: protein binding. NCBI's taxonomy places the organism in Eukaryota, Viridiplantae, Streptophyta, Magnoliopsida, Asparagales, Asparagaceae. The transcript has a single exon. The coding region runs from base 1 to 1224 and encodes 407 amino acids. The record is from RefSeq and is a predicted model, not a curated record.
AUGGCACCAAAAAGAAAAUACCAGAAAAAAGCCUCCGCCACCGCCACCGCCUCCGCCAAGAUAUCCAAGGGAAAAGAGAUCAUCAUCAAGAACAAGAAACCCGAGGAGGAGAAGGAGGGCACCGCUGACCGUCGUGAUUGGCUGAGGCUCCCUGAUGCCCUUCUGAUCACAAUCAUCAACCUCCUCAUCUCGAUCCCCGACUUUAUCUCAAUCUCCUCAGUCUGCACUGACCUCAAACACCUCGCCUUUUCCUCAUUCCUCAAAAAUUCUAUCACCUCCUUUCCUCCUCUCCUCCUCAGCCCAAUCCUUCGCCCUCCUCCCAACAAAGGCAGAGAACAAAGAUCCCUAUGGACAUAUCCCGCUCGUUGCAUUCUUCAGGAAAUAAGCGGCGGCACCAAAUUCUACAGAUCAAAGCUACGGAGAAAGACAGUGUGGAAAACUUGUAUUGGCUACUCUUUUGGUCAUCUGAUCUUUAUUCAGGAUGGGAGGAUUACCCUUUCUAAUGUAUUCACUGGCUCUGAGAUCGUCGCCCCUCAGCUUCCAGAAAAAUACAUGUAUGAACUAUUCUCCAUCUCUAUUCUCUCUGCUCCGGUUACUUCUUCGUCGUCUGUGCUUGUUUUGGUUACUCUUGCUCACACCCUUGUUUGGGGACUGAGAAAAUCUUAUUGGGUCGCAGAGGGGUAUCUCCGAUAUUAUCGAGAAAUCAUGUGUUUAGGCCUUUUCCGAGGACAAAUUUUCUGUCUGGCCAAGAACUUUAACCUAAAAAUUGUUAGUUUUGAGUCACACACUACUUGGACAACCCUGGAAGUGAAAAUGCCUAGUCGGCCUGACAUUCUGACGGGUAAAUUUGGAAGGUAUCUUGUUGAGUGUGGAGGUAGUCUCAUUUUAGUCCUAUUUGCUAUAAGAGACUGGCCUGUAAUUGGGAUUGACCUUUAUCGGUUGGAUUUUCCGAACCGAUUGUGGGUGAAGAUAGAUACCUUGGGGGAUGCGUGUUUGUUUGUCGAUGCAGUUGGGAAUGUCCCAAUUGUGUGCCAAAAUCCGUCGCGCUGGGGAGGAAAAAGCAACCGUGCCUAUAUUAUAGGGCCUGGAUGUGAAAAUUGGACGGAGUUUCAGUUCGGCAAGGAUAUUAUUGCUAGUACCGAACAAUCUGCUUUAAAGUUGGCUCAUGCUGAAUUACCUAGGUGGCCUUCUCCUGUUUGGGUUUACCCAAGUAUGCUUUGUUAG